Molecule: messenger RNA, 1431 nt
Organism: Rotaria sordida
Lineage: Eukaryota; Metazoa; Rotifera; Eurotatoria; Philodinida; Philodinidae
Source: the annotation of a GenBank genome assembly
AUGCCAUAUAAUGAGAAAAUGAUGUCCUAUAUUACUUUAAAACAAGUCGAAGAACACAAUGGUAGCGACAAAAAAUCUUCGUGGAUUGUUUUAUAUGGGAAAGUAUAUGACAUAACAUCGUUUCUUAAUCUUCAUCCAGGAGGUAAUAUUAUUCAAUAUGCAGUAGGAAUUGCUGAUGCAACAUGUUUAUUCGAGAGUUAUCAUAGUACAAAGAGCAUAAACAAAUCUCAAGCCUUAUUAAUGAAACAUGGAAAAUACCUUGGAGAACUAUCUAUUGAUGAAGAUUCUCAGUGUAAACAUACGGUAAAUACUGACACAAGAUUAGAUUCAGACAAAUUCUUUUUCACACUUCGCAAUCGAGUCGAUAGUUAUCUUGAAAAAAAUUAUGGUGGUCGUCAUGGAUUUCAAUGGAUAUGUCAAAUCGAAGCUAUAUUAACAUUAAUAUUAUAUUGUAUAGCAACAUAUUAUAAAAGUUUUAAAUAUAACUAUCUUGCAGCUGUAUGCUUGGGUAUAAUUAUGGCAAGAAUGGGAUUUUUAAUGCAUUCAGGUAAUCAUUGUGGUAUAUCAUCAAAUCGAUAUUGGAAUCGAUUUGUUGGUUUUUUCAUGGAUAUUAUUGGAAGUUCUCAUUAUACAUGGAAUUAUGAACAUCAAAUAGCACAUCAUAUUAUGCCUAAUCAAUAUAAUAGAGAUAACGAUUGUCAAAUAGGAGAACCAUUAUUUCGAUUUCAUCCACUUAUUUCUGAUCCUGAUCAACAAAUCAAUAAUAAUUAUAUCAAUGAUAAAUCAUCUCGUUUUCGUUUUUUCUUACGUCGAUAUCAACACAUUCUUGUUCCUAUUUUAAUGAGUAUUGGAUUUUUCAAAUGGACAAUAAAUGAUAUAGAAUUUUUAAUAAAAUCGAAAGCUGGGAAUAUUCGUUUAGCUAACAAAAUCAUUAUUAUCAUUUUAACAUUAAUAUCGAAAAUUUUAUGGUUUAUAAUUCACCUUAUUAUUCCUUAUAUAUAUUUUGGUGGAAUAUAUACAUUAGUUACAUUCAUCAUUUUUAUGGUUAUCGGUGCAUAUUAUCUCGAAAAUAUAUUUAUUGUCAAUCAUAUUCAAGAAAAAUUGCAAAUACCAACAAUUAAUCUUUCAAAUCGAGGUUCAUUGCAUUGGGCAAUUCAUCAAAUCUAUACAACAGCUAAUUGGAAAUCUGGUAGUUUUAUAGCCACUUUUCUUAGUGGUGGACUAAAUCAUCAAAUUGAACAUCAUCUUUUUCCUUCUAUGAAUAUAUAUCUUUAUCCAAAAAUUGCACAUAUUGUUCAAGAAGAAUGUUACAAAUUUGGUUUACCCUAUCAUAAUUAUAAUUCAUUUACAACAGCAUGGAUAGAUAUGUUUUUUUAUUUGAAAAAAUUAGGUAAUACAAAUACAAAUAUAAAUUCAAAUCAUCUUCAAUGA